Messenger RNA from Esox lucius (northern pike), 3297 nucleotides. It is a transcript of the gene vrk2, whose product is annotated as VRK serine/threonine kinase 2. Gene Ontology annotation, cellular component: cytoplasm; nucleus. Gene Ontology annotation, molecular function: protein serine/threonine kinase activity; ATP binding. Gene Ontology annotation, biological process: signal transduction; peptidyl-serine phosphorylation. NCBI's taxonomy places the organism in Eukaryota, Metazoa, Chordata, Actinopteri, Esociformes, Esocidae. The transcript has 14 exons. The record is from RefSeq and is a predicted model, not a curated record. Bases 112 to 1854 code for a protein of 580 amino acids.
UCCCGCCUGUAGUUGCACUCAUUGUCGGCUGAAAAUACACAGUCAUCUCUGGUUGACUUUUAGACAUUUACCACAGCGGGAUGAACGAAGUUUUUGGAAGUUUGACAGCUCAUGGCUCCUAGGAAAAGACCACUGCCUAAUCCCCUUCCAAGCGGUUUUAUACUGACCGACACCGGGAAGAAGCAAUGGAGACUGGGCCAAGUCAUUGGCCAAGGAGGCUUUGGAUUAAUCUACUUGGCUUCACAGGACCUGGACAUGCCGGUUGUAGAGGACUCUAAUUAUGUGAUUAAAGUGGUGAGGACAGUAGGCCAAUGGCUGAUUUUGUUGAGUACCAUGAGAAUGGGCCUUUGUUUUCUGAGCUCAAGUUCUAUCAGAGGGCAACUAAACCAGAGAACAAGGUGGAAGAGAACCAACAAGCUGGAUUUCCUGGGAAUCCCUACAUACUGGGGUUCAGGACAGUCAGAACAUUGUGGGACCAGUUAUAGGUUCAUGGUGAUGGACCGUCUGGGCAGUGACCUGCAGAAGGUGUGUGACCUCAACGGUGGCAGGUUAAAGAAACACACCGUGCUUCAGCUUGGGCGAGGCCUACUGGAUGUGCUGGAGUAUAUCCAUGACAAUGAGUAUGUCCAUGCAGACAUAAAGGCAGCCAACCUGAUGCUUGGUCACACAGACACUGACAAGGUGUAUCUAGCUGACUAUGGCCUGUCCUAUAGGUACAGCCCAGACGGUGUGCACAAGGAGUACAAGGAGAAUCCAAAGAAGGGACACAAUGGAACCAUUGAGUACACCAGCAUAGAUGCCCACAAGGGAGUUGCUCCAUCUAGACGUGGGGACCUGGAGGUGUUGGGCUUCUGUCUACUCCACUGGCUUUGUGGUUCCCUGCCCUGGACCUCUGUGCUCAGGCAACCAUUGAAGGUCCUGGAGUCCAAAACCAGACUCAUGGAAAAUCUACCUGGCUCGGUGCAGCAGCUGUCUGUGGGCGGAGCUUCCGCAGAUGAAUUGGCCAGUUUUUUGCUUUGUGUCAAAACACUGGGUUAUAAGGAGCGUCCAGACUACAAGAAGCUGAGAGAGCUGCUGUCAGAGUCGGGACAGAGGGUGAACAGAGGCCAGGGAAGGCUGGAUCUCUCUGGGCCACAGCCGAUGGAAAGAUGGAAGAACAUGGAGCGAACUAAAGGGUCAUCUAUGCCAGCGUCUGUAUUAGUAAAGAAGACUGAGGAGGAAGACGAUGAGGAAAUGGAACAUGAUACGAGGCCUAAAACUAUAUCAUCUCGCUACAUAAGAGGACCGCCCAUAUCCAAGUCCCAGAAGGCAGGUGCAGCUAAAGGCCAGACUAAAUCAAAGCCUGUGUACGUAGAGGAUGAGGAGUGUGAGGAAGACAAGGGCAACACGCGUAGAUCCAGACCUGUGCUUUCUCAGUACAUCAGAGGACCUCCCAUAUCCAAACCUCAGUCUGAACAGGUGAAAACAUCAACACAAACCAAACGGCGUGUGAAGGAAACAGUUCUUGUGACCUCAAGACCACAGGUCAACCAUGGACAGUCAUACCCCAGGGGUGGUAUAACCCUUACAAAGAGCAAAUUGGGUCAAAUGCAGAAUUACUUUGGAGAGGAGGACUUCCGUUGGACACCUGGAGAAGAACAUUGUUACAUGGAGGCUGAUGGUUGGGAGAAAUUCAACCAUGACCAGACUGACCAUGCUGAGUGGGAGGGAAAUGGCAGUAUAGACCCCCGCCAUCAAGCAGAUCCUUCUAAACUGAAGCCUGACUGGGGUUACCCACUGUGCUUUAGUGGCUUAGUGGUGUUCAUAUUCCUGUUCCUGGCCUUUAUCUUUACUCUGAUUGAUGGUUCUGACUGAACCCUUUCCCUGUCACUCUGACGUGUUCGGUGUGCUUGCUAAAAGUGAAGCAAGACUUGAUUUUUCUUUCACUUGCUCUGGAGCCUAAAUGAUAAAAGCUGUCAACAUGAAACCAAUGUUUAAAUGUCCAGACUACCCCAACUCAUGUUGCUUGAAAAGGUGGUUUUGAUAGAAUUUAUAAUUAUAACAGUAUUUAAAUGAGCUCUCGAUGGAUUUCAGUGGGGGAAAAGGUACCUUUGCUUGAAUAGGAACAAACCCAAUGUUGAUGUGUUCAGACUGGACUAAUUUCAGUUGCUUAUAUUCAGAUAUUCUGGUUUAGUAUUGUAAAUCUUUGAAAAUCUGCAUAAGUUAACAUGGGUUUGAAUGAGAACUACACAUUUAAAUGUGAUCUUGCUUCUAGGUUUAUUAAGCUAUAAUUACAACUUUUAAGCUUUAAGGCUAUCCUAAAUUGAAAUUCAGUUUUUUAUAAACUAAAGUCAAAUUGCAUAAUUAGGAUAACACCAACAGUACGUCCUAAAUCAUUCAAGCUAGAGACACCACACCACCAUUUCCCAAAUGUUUAGACAAACCCAACUUAAAAUUCUUAUAUUAAGGAAUGUAAUUUGCAUGAUUUGCAUUAAUUUAACUAGUAUUUCUUGAAUUGUUCAAGCUAGAAAGACCAAACCAAAUAUUUGAAAUGUUUAGGCUAUGCUGAUUUAAAAAAGUUAAGUGUAUUGACUGACUGCAAAUUAACUAUUUGCAAAAAAAACAUGGUUAAUCUUCUAACAACAACUUUUUAAACAUAAAUAACCUGGCAAGCACACUACAUUUACUUUUCCAAAUGUGUUUUAUAGUUUCCUUUCUUUGCUGUCCAGCUCCUACACCAAUUGGUUCAUAACAUGACAGAGAAACAGCAGAGAGUAGAUUUUCUAAGGUUCAUAUGAAACCAUAGGGGUGCAUGCACAGGGCUUUGACUCCAGUCAGUUUUCAGGGUUUCUGGGUGGACACUUCACUGUGAUGGGCUGCAAACAAAAAGAAAUGUUACUUUUUAAAAUGCAUUGUUUGCAAUAGUUAAUAAGAUUUAUUAUUGAGAACUUACAUUUACUGUACAACUACACUGUAGCUUGAUGAUGAUGGUGAUGAUAUUCCAUAGGCCUACAGUAUGACUGUUGUUUGAUACUACACUAACAAAUGACCUGGUGUCUUAACAAUGCAAUGUGACCUUCUGUAUUAUGCUCUGUGUAUAAAUAUGAGUGUAUAUGAACAGUUAUUGAUAUAUGAUUAUAAAAUGAGUCCUGUAGGUGUGUAUAGAGGGCAGCCUGUAGAACACCUUGCUGCAGUAAGGACACUCCCCAAACACAAUGCUGAAGCUCUGGCGACUCGAUGGAAUUCCUCGCAGCCACUGGGGACAGAACAGGACAAACGUAUGGUUUUCAAACCGGAUUAAAGUUGUUUAAAACAAUA